AUGUUUUCCCCCCUCCCCCCUUUCCCCACAGACUGUGUAACCCCGUGUGAGCAAAGCCACCCUCAGGGACCCAUGUGCAUCAUCUUCUUUAAGUUCGAUCCUCGCCCUGUUUCCAAAAAUGCGUACAGGCUUAUCCUGGCCUCCAACAGGGACGAGUUCUACCACAGACCAUCCAAGAUGGCGGACUUCUGGGGCAACAACAACGAGGUCCUCAGCGGGCUCGACAUGGAGGAAGGCAAGGAAGGAGGCACAUGGCUGGGCAUCAGCACUCGCGGGAAGCUGGCAGCGCUCACCAACUACCUGCAGCCACGGCAGGACCCAGAUGCCAGGGGCCGAGGUGAGCUGGUGACCCACUUCCUGACCACAGACAUGGACAGCUUUUCCUACUUGAAGAAGGUCUCCACAGAGGGUCACCUGUACAACGGCUUCAACCUCUUAGCAGCUGACCUGAGCAUCGAGAAGGGAGAUGUCUUCUGCUACUACGGAAACCAGGGGGACCCCGAGCCCAUCGUCCUGGCGCCAGGGACCUACGGGCUGAGCAACGCGCUGCUGGACACGCCUUGGAGGAAGCUGUGCUUCGGGAAGCGGCUCUUCCUGGAGGCUGUGGAGCGGAACCAGGCGCUUCCUAAGGAUGCCCUCGUGGCCCAGCUUCUGGACGUGCUCAACAACGAGGAGGCGCAGUUGCCAGACCCGGCCAUCGAGGACCAGGGCAGGGAGUACGUGCAGCCCAUUCUGAGCAAGUACGCAGCUGUGUGCGUGCGCUGCCCAGGCUACGGCACCAGAACCAACACGGUCAUCCUCGUGGACGCGGAUGGGCACGUGACCUUCACAGAGCGCAGCAUGCUAGACAAAGACCCUUCCCGCUGGGAGACCAGGACCCAUGAGUUUAGGCUGCAGAGCUAA
Messenger RNA from Pipistrellus nathusii (Nathusius's pipistrelle), 903 nucleotides. The record is from the annotation of a GenBank genome assembly. Lineage: Eukaryota; Metazoa; Chordata; Mammalia; Chiroptera; Vespertilionidae.